AUGACGACAGCACCUGAGUUUAUAAGAGUCAAGAGAAGGAGGGAUGAGGAUUCAGUCCAAGCACUGUUAAUCGAUGAGGAAGUGAAAUCAAAAAAAGCCAAGUUUGUUUUCAAACUUACGAAAACUGUAUAUCAGCAAUCUUAUGAAAAGGAAGAAGAAAGCUACACUCCUCUUUUGAAGCUUUCGAACGAUAAUUCUGGCAAUAAACAUUUUGUCCUAGAACAACAUGCCAAGAAAAGGAAACGUAGAGAUUCAAAUGAGCAAACCAAUAGCCUUAAUGAAGAAGAACUACCCCCAGAGAUUACUGCAAUGGUAAGCGAGUAUUUGAAAAUAAAUAACGAAUCCAGUGAUACAGUUCAGAGGAAAAAACCAAGUAAAAAGCACUAUUCCAGCCAAGUAGCAAAUUUACCAAGUUUAGAUUACGUUUAUGAUAUUUAUCAUCUUGAAAAGAUAUCCGAUAAUGAACCUUUCAACAACACAGCCAAUGUUGGAUUUGUCAAAAUACUAAAUAAAGAUAUUGAUCUUCUGCCUGAUGAAAGUGAUGAAGAAAAUGAUGACUUUCUUUCCGACGAAGAGGAUUCAAAUGAUGAAAAUUACUAUCAAAAUGACUAUCCGGAAGAUGAGGACGAUGAUAGAUCAAUUCUUUUUGGAAGCGAAGGUGAAGAGAUUGCAUCAGAAAAUGGUGAGGUAAGUCCGUGGCCAAAACUACCUGAAGAGACACCAGAAGAGAUUAAUACUUAUCAAGAAUUAUUUGAAAAAUUUGAACAAAGCCAAGAUAUUCUACAGUCCUUAAAUUCAGCGCAUGUUAUUGAUUUAGAUAUGAUGAAAGAAUCCUAUAAUGAUGAGGACGAAGACCGAGACGAGUUGGUAGAAAGUGGUGAUUAUGACACCAACGAAAAUACCGACGUUUAUGAACGAAAUGAUUUUUUCCCGACAGAUGAAGAUGAUCCUUUAGCACAGCAUAGGGAUAGAAUUUUUGCACAACUGAAAAAGAUGAUUGACAAGGAAUAA
This is a messenger RNA of Kazachstania africana CBS 2517, 1011 nucleotides long. It is a transcript of the gene IWR1, whose product is annotated as Iwr1p. Gene Ontology annotation, cellular component: cytoplasm. The transcript has 2 exons. The record is from RefSeq and is a predicted model, not a curated record. Bases 1 to 1011 code for a protein of 336 amino acids. Gene Ontology annotation, biological process: protein import into nucleus. Lineage: Eukaryota; Fungi; Ascomycota; Saccharomycetes; Saccharomycetales; Saccharomycetaceae.